Molecule: messenger RNA, 803 nt
Organism: Rhinolophus ferrumequinum (greater horseshoe bat)
Lineage: Eukaryota; Metazoa; Chordata; Mammalia; Chiroptera; Rhinolophidae
Gene: TMEM126A
Product: transmembrane protein 126A
Exons: 5
Coding region: 171-767 (198 amino acids)
Biological process (GO): mitochondrial respiratory chain complex I assembly
Cellular component (GO): mitochondrion
Source: RefSeq, a predicted model, not a curated record
CGACUCCACGCCCGCCUAAGCCGAGUCACGUGUCCGCCCAAGAUGGCUGCGCCCUGGCGAGUUGUGCAAAGGUUGCAGUGAGCCUUAGCGGCUGAGGAAGACGAAGAGGAAGCACCGAGUGCUGGGAGGACAGAAGAACUGACAUCCCAGGGAGGGAAGCGCAGCUCAAGAUGAAAAAUCAUGAACCAGAUUACACUGUCAAGGAAAACCAAAUUUUUGAUAUCAUAACCAGAAAAAUUAACCAACUUCCAGAAGCAGAAAGGGGCCUACUUGAACAUGGAUCGAUGUAUGUUGGACUUAAUGCUGCUCUGUGUGGCCUAAUAGCAAACAGUCUUUUUCGGCGCAUCUUAAACGUGACACAGGCUCGUGUAGCUGCAGGCUUACCAAUGGCAGUGAUCCCAUUUUUGACAGCACAUGUAUCUUACAAAGGUUUUGUAAGUUUACCAUUGAAUACAGGUGAUCUGAACUGUGAAACAUGUACCAUAAUACGGGGUGGAUUAGUUGGUCUUGUUUUUGGUGGUCUGUACCCCGUUUUCUUGGCUAUACCUGUGAAUGGUGGUCUAGCAGCCAGGUAUGCCUCAGCCCUGCUACCAGAGAAAGGAAACAUCUUAACUUACUGGAUAAGGAUUUCUAAGCCUAUCUUUAGAAAGAUGUUAUUUCCCAUUUUGCUCCAGACUGGGUUUUCAGCAUACCUUGGUUCUAGACAAUAUAAACUACUUAUAAAAGCUCUUCAAUUGCCUGAACCUGGCUUAGAAAUUCAGUAUUAAGCAAAUCUGUACACAAAAAUAAAACUGUGAAAAUAA